GCCCGAAAAUAACUAUACCAUUGUUCAGACGACCGAACAUAAAGACACAUUUUUAUCUGUGCUGCCUUCGUUAUGGACAAUAAAAAACGGAUGGAGAUCGUAUGGGUCGGACGAUUUAAAUAAUGAUGAUAACGGCGUUCCGUGAGAUGAAGCUACUGGAAAUGAAUUCCGAUACGGAAGAACACGACACAAUGACGAAAAUGAGAAAAGUCUCAACGGCAGCUGACCUUUUCAAGCAUAUCCAACAAUCAAACGCAGGGCCAUCUCGAGAAUCUGCAGUUUCAAUCCUAGGCGUCCAAAUUGCUGAAAGUCCGUCGUCUGAAUCAAUAAAUGAAUCACAAGGCGAUCUGGAAUGCAACAGUUUAUCACAGUUGAAGAUGAGCGGAAGUGAUAAAAAUCGAUUCCCAGCAUCUGGGCAAAAUCCUUCGUUGAAUAUGUUGAAUUCUGAUGAUGAUUUUACUGAAAAACCGGAUCUACUCAGAUUUAUGCAAUCUCUACAUGAAAAGACCGAUAAACACACAAGGAUGAUUGAGGAAUGCAAGCUCGUAGGGAACAGAUCUGUUGCGCUUCUGUCUCAGGUCAAUGCAAAGCUAGAUAUUCUUGCCAAUCAAGUCAACAUGAAACUUGACGCCUUUGGCUCGCAUCAUUCACAUCAAACUGAACCGAUGUGCAUCGAAACAAGGAAUGUUCCGUUGAGUCCAAUCAAAAGUUUCGAGGAAUUUGAAUCUGUUGAGAAAAAAGCAAAUAAACAGUUCAUUGAUGCUGUCGUUCAAUAUUUCGGCUCUAUGCAUGGGAAGAACCGAUAUGUUGGUGAAGGCGGAACUGUUUGUCUGCAGAUUGUUGAUUAUUUCUUCGACAGGGAAUUUUUACUGAACUGUUCAUGGACCGGUACGAGAAGACGAUUAGAUAAGAGCAAUGAUUUAAUGAAUGCUUCGAAGAUUCCUUUCCACAAGUUUGAUGGAGUAAUUAAUUUGUUCCAUAGAGUGGUCAUGUUUUCCGAUCCGUUGUAUCCGUUAGUGGAAUGUCAGAAUUUUCUUAAACGUUGUUUGAGAAACGCCCAGCAACGGUUUAGAGAAAUCAAAGGUAUCAGAGCUCCGGUGGCAAGAAGGAAGCGUAAGCGAAAUACAAACCAAUCUGUUCUAUUUAGCAUGGCUGACGAAAAAGAGCAUCAAAAUAACGAGAACAAUGAAGAAGAAGAGCAAUUACUGAAGUAUGAAGGACCGGAUGAAAUGGAUAUUACUCAGAGUGAAACUGUUAUUGUUAUCUUCUUGAAUGAUUCCUUAUGUAUAAUAAAUCUACUGAGCCCGUAUUAUCACGGAUAUCAAAUGCAAAAACCUAUGCUUCUAUAUAUUGAUACAUUUUAA
Toxorhynchites rutilus septentrionalis is the source of this 1364-nucleotide messenger RNA. RefSeq lists its product as uncharacterized. The record is from RefSeq and is a predicted model, not a curated record. Lineage: Eukaryota; Metazoa; Arthropoda; Insecta; Diptera; Culicidae. The coding region runs from base 123 to 1364 and encodes 413 amino acids. The transcript has 2 exons.